AUGUAGAAUGAAGAAAUACAAACAAUUUAAUAAGAUGAAAAACUAGAAUAAACCUCAGAAAAUUAUGUUAAUUCAUAAGAAUAAUAGCAGGGGGAAAGUGUUAAUUUGGAUAGAUUUUAAACUAAUAUCUCUACAAAUGAAGGAAGAAUAAAAUUAUAGUUGAAGGAAAAUUUGUAAAAAAAAGAAGUUAAUUAAAAAUUAGAGAGCAAUGAAAAUGAGGAUUCUGAUUCGAAUAAUAGCGAUUACUUACCUCCACCUAAUCCUAUAUUAAAUUAUAAUUAAAAUGAUGAUUUAGUUAAAACAGCUUAUAAAUUUGUAUUUAAUAAGCUUCCAUAGUUCAAUGAAUACAAUCAAAAUGGUAAAUAGUUAGUGUAGACAACUCCUCAAAACAUGAAAUUUGCUAGUAAAAAAAUUGAAGCUGCUUCUAAAAAAGAUAAGGCUAAUAAAGAAGGUACUUUAUAAGAAAUAUAUGGAAGUAUGGAACCUAUUUAUAGAAAGAUGGAUAAUACAAAUUACAAUUUUGUUCCUCUAAAUAAGAAAAGAUAUUUCUCUGGCCUUUUUUGUGAUUUAAAAAAAUUAGUGAAUGAUGAAAAAGGAGAUGCUCUUACCACUUAAUACGAUUUAAUAUCAUAUUUACAAAGAAAUUCAAAAAUAAUUAUUCAGUAAGAUAAUGAAAAAGCUUAAAUAAUAGAACAGCAAUAAAAUACUGAAUCUCUUAAUAAAUUAAAAUAUAAACAUACUCUUAGAAUGGAUUCGUCUUUUGAGAGUGGAAAUUUAUUUGCUGCCUAUUAAAUAGGACCAAAAGAGUAUGAUCUUGUACUUUAGAACGAUACUAACUCUAAAGGAAAUACUUAAUGGUUUUUCUUUUCAGUUUAAGGGACUUAAAAAAAUCAAAUAGUUAGAUUCAACAUUGUCAAUUUAAUGAAAAAUGAUAGUUUGUUUAACUAUGGAAUGAGACCUGUAGUAUUUUCAAAGAAGAAAAAUGAAUAAGAGUAAUAGGGAUGGUUUAGAGGAGGUUUUAAUAUUUCUUACUUUAAAAAUUAAAUCUUAAGAGAAUCGCAAGAAAAAAAAACAUACUACACACUUUAAUUCAGCUAUAAAUUCGAAAACAGUAAUGAUACAGUUUAUUUUGCUCAUUGCUAUCCUUACACCUACACUGAUCUAAAUAACUAUUUAAGCGGACUACUUUCUUCAAAUCCUUCAGAAAUGAGCAAAAUAUGCUAAAGAAAAAAACUUUGCUUAACUCUAGCAAAAAAUAAAUGCGAUAUCUUAACGAUCACUGCUCCAAAAUAAUUAAAAUCAAGUGCAAACCAAAAAUCUAAAUAAGCAAUAAUCAUAAUUGCAAGAUAGCAUCCAGGAGAAACUCCUGGAUCUUGGAUGGUUGAGGGAGUUAUUAACUAUUUGUGCAAUCUAAAAAGUGAGGAAGCUUCAUAUUUGAGAGAAAAAUGUGUCUUUAAAGUAGUACCUAUGGUCAAUCCAGAUGGAGUGAUUCAUGGUAAUUAUAGAACAGAUUUAAGUGGUGUAGAUUUAAACAGAAAUUGGUUAACUCCAGACAAAUAAUAUUUAACAACAGUAUAUGCAAUAAAAUAAUUAAUCAGCUCUAUUUCUAGGGAAUAUAAAAUUCGUUACAUAAUUGACUUGCAUGGUCACAGCAAAAAAAUGAAUGCUUUUUUUUAUGGAAAUCCUAAUGAUGAUGAUGUUGAAGAGUCAAGAAUAUUUCCUUUAGUCUGUGCUGAAGAAUGUAAAUUUAUAGAUUUUUCAAGCUGCACCUUCAAGCUGCAGUAAAGUAAAUCCAACACAGCGAGAAUAGCUUUAUUUAACUAGCUUUUUAAAGUUUAUAAAACAAAUAUUUUAACUUUAGAAGCAUCUUUUUAUGGUUCAACUAAUAAAAAUUAAGAAAAGAAUCAUUUUACUAUCGAAUAAUAUAAGGAAAUCGGAUCUGCUAUUUGUAAAUCUAUGUAUAAACUUUAUAAAUAAGAAGAAGAAUAUGAGAUGGAAAUUUAAAAAUAGCUGGAAUAAUAAAAGGCUGAGUAGCAGCAAAACCAAGGAGAAAAUUCAUAUUCAGAUAGAAAAUAAAUUAUAGAUGUUUAGAUCUAUAAAAGCAUGAAUGUUUAUGAAAGAUUAUUUAAAAACUUCAAGUGUGAUGUGCAGUCAGUUCUGAAAAAGAGUAUUAAUAAAGACUAGACUAAAACAAAUAAUGAUUCUUCAGGUAGUGAUUCGGAUCCAAGCGCAGAUGAGCUUAAUGUAAAGGAAAUUAAAUCGAUAAAUGAAAAUUUAGCUAAAGUUAAUAAAAAUUCUGCUUUAAAUUCUGUAAUUACAAACAACGGAGGUAAUACAAGCACAUCGAAACAAUCUUAGAGUAGAAAAUAAAAUACCAGUUCAAUGUAUAAAAAUGAGAAUGCUUCACCAACUACAUUUAAGUCUGCUUUGAAGUAAAGAACAUUUGAAGAAGAUGAAAUAAAAUAGAGAAAAAACAUGGUUUCUUCAUAGUCAGCCUAAAAUACUAGUAUAGCUAUACAAACUGAUUACUAAGAAUGGCUGAAUCGUGAAAAGAGUUUAUCAUUAUUUAGUAUAAAAAUAUAAGAUGAAGAAGAGUCGAUAGAUAUUAUAGACAUAAAUGAUAUUUCUAAGAAAUAAAAUAAUUACUAGAUGGCAUUAGAUUUAUCUUCAAGGAAUUCACAUCAUCAUUAGAACUCAUUGAGUUUGAAUCCUUCUAAUUAAUCAAGAGGAAAUAACAAUAUUAAAAGUGAAUUAAAAUCUUAUUAAGAGUGUGUUUAUAAUUCUGCCCAGCUUAGAUAAAGUGGUGCUAAAACAGAAUUACCUCAGUAUAGAAAAAAUAGCUAUUGGUAGUAGACAUAUAAUUAGAAGGCUUCUAAAAUUACAAUGGCUAACAGUGAAUAAAAUUCUUUAUAAUAAUCUUAAAUAGUAACAAAUAAUGAAUUUAAACUUCCUAGUGCAAUAAAUUCUUCUAAUGCUAAAUCUAUAAGUACAAGUCCUAUGAAAAAUUUAGAAAAUUAGUCUUUUAUAUAUAACAGUUUGAACUAAGGUCAAAAUGUUGCUAGCUAAAGUGAAACUAAUUAAAAAACCGAUGACUUGUCUUAUAAUCAAACCUUUAAUAACAGUGCAAAUCCACAAUAAUAAUAAUUUUCUCAUCUCUAUAAAACAAUAUUUCGUUCACCAAAGGAGGAAAAUUAAAACUUUUUAGUAUAAUUAAGUAGAAAUACUUAUAAAUUAACAAGGUAAGGAUACAUAAACUAUAGUAAUCAAAUAGUUGCUAUGAAAAAAAACGAUGUUGGGCCGUAGGCUACUUAGCUGCAGUUAACAGUUAGGGAUUAAAAAAAGUUAAAAGUAAUUGGAAAUAAUCGAAUGCAAAGCAGAUAAAAUAAUAUAUCAAAUUCUUAUAUUGAAACUAUUACAAAAUAAAAUGCUAAAGGAUAAAAUAUUAUCCUUAACGAUGCUUGCACUUAAACUUUAAUAACUUUAUAGUCUAUAUCUAGGUUUUGUAAGACUUAGCCAUCUCGAAACAAGGAAUAAUCUCCAGAAAGAUAACUGAAAAAAGAAAUUUUUUCAAAAAGUAAAGAAUUAACUGAAUCUACGAUUAUAAAACAAUUUAACAAUAAUGUCAAUAAUUAAUUAAGAAGUGCAAUAGGUAAAUAGGAAAAUAAUGAAAAGCAUAACAAACUUAAAAGUAAAAGAUCAGGAAGUUAAGAUUUGGUUAUACAUUAUUACGAUAAUAAUUAAGAUAAGUUUAUUGAGUAAAAAAGCUCUUUUGAUGAUAUUAAUGUACUUCCUGAAGAAGUUAAAAACAAUUAAAUAUUACUUUCUAAUCCUUCAGAAACCAGAGGAGUUCAAAAAAAGAGAAACAAAAAUUAAAAUUUGACAAAUAGAAACUUUAUUCAUAGUUCUAAAACUUAGUAAGUAUCUCCAGAUGAUAGAUUAAAUAUGCUAUGCUCAGAUUUAUAACCCUUAAAUAUACAGCUCACUAAAAAUAUAUCAACUAAAAAUACUAAAAAAAAUAAUGAACCGCAAUAGGCUAAUUCUCAAAUUUGUUAAGCAGGUGAUAAUUUAGGUCAUUUAACAAGUAGGUAAAAUAGUAAAAAUUUAUCUAAUUCCACUCAUUUAAAUUAAACAUCAUCUGCCUAGCCUAAUGUGUAUUUAUAGCAAACAUAAUAGAAUUCUCUAAACUAAAGCGGAUAAUCUGUACUAACGGGGAGUGUAAAUAAUAAAAAUGUGGCAUCAAAUAAUAUGGUGUCUCUUAUAAACAAUGAAAGCUAAUUAAACAAUAAAACUACGGCUUUGGGCAACAAUAUAAUACUAAACAAAGCAAAAGUUCUUUAAAUAAUCAAUACUUAAUUCGCAUCAAAUAAUUAAUCUCAUAAUUCAAGCAAUGAAAUCAAUGUACAAGGAAUUAAUAUAAAAUCUAACCCAUAUUAGAGUAUUAACUUAUAGGCGUUUGGGAGUUUGACUUCCAAUAUCUAAACAGUAAAUUAAAAACUACAAUUGCUUCCUUUGGAAGUUGAAAUAACUUAAAAAGAAAGAAGGAAUUCUCUAAUUUAAAAUAAAAAUUCCUUAAAUACUAGUUUACCUACUACUUCAUAUAUACAGAAUUAAAGUUUACAAAAUAAAGAUAGUUUAAAUAACAAAAUUAAUCGUGUGACAAAGAACGCAAGAAGUUUAUCUGGAUAGAAAGGAUAUGGAGAUUCUUAAGGAUAAUAAUAUUUAUAAAGUACGAAUAUUUUCAAUAACCAAAUAAGUGGAGGCUCUAUAUAAAAUUCUUUAAUAAACUAAGCAGAAUACUAUAAGUAUGAAAUAAAUCAAAAAAAAGAUGCUUAGAGAAGAACUUCUACUUAGAAUAAAUUACAGAAAGAUUUAAUGGAGUUAUCUCAAACAUUCUAAAAUGAUUCAUAAGUAAAAAUCACUUAAUCAGAUUAAAAAAAUAAAUUGAAUAAGCUUUAAUAAACUCAUAACUUAAGCUUUGAUUCCUACAACGUUUUACAAUCUUAAGGAAACUUAAAUAUAUCUUGCACUCAAAAUGCAAAUCAAAUCGAUUCAAAUUUAACUAAUGGAUUGGAUAUCAACUCCUAGAUGAAUAAUUCUAAAAAUAUAAAUAUUAUAUCAGACAACUUUGAAAAUCAUGUUAGUAAAUUCAAGUCAAACAAAGAAAUUAUCGAAUUUAUAAAGCAAUAAAAAGCUAAUAAAUUAUAAACUUAACAUACAACAGCUACAAUUAAUUCUACUAAUGUUAGUAAUCCUUUAUCUGGAAUAAAUUAAUCAAUGAAAAUCGCGUUUGUGCAAAGACAAUCUAGAAAAGUAUAUAAUUCACCUUUUAAUUAGAGAUUUUUAGAGAAGAUACUAAAUUGA
Molecule: messenger RNA, 5361 nt
Organism: Tetrahymena thermophila SB210
Lineage: Eukaryota; Ciliophora; Oligohymenophorea; Hymenostomatida; Tetrahymenidae
Product: zinc carboxypeptidase family protein
Exons: 7
Biological process (GO): protein side chain deglutamylation; proteolysis
Molecular function (GO): zinc ion binding; metallocarboxypeptidase activity
Source: RefSeq, a predicted model, not a curated record